This is a messenger RNA of Penicillium lagena, 828 nucleotides long. RefSeq lists its product as uncharacterized. The record is from RefSeq and is a predicted model, not a curated record. Lineage: Eukaryota; Fungi; Ascomycota; Eurotiomycetes; Eurotiales; Aspergillaceae. Bases 1 to 828 code for a protein of 275 amino acids. The transcript has 2 exons.
AUGAGCUCGAAUUCCCCUCAAAUACUCAUCACCGGUGCCACAGGCUAUAUUGGAGGAGAUACACUCCAUGCUAUCUUGCUGGAGUUUCCCCAUUUGGAAUCCUUGAUUAGCUGUCUGGUACGCAAAUCAAAGCACUCUGAACUUCUCCGAUCCACCUAUCCGUCGUUGAAGCUGGUUUACGGGGAUUUCGAUGACCUAUCGCUGUUGGAGUUCCUCGCUUCAAGUGUCGAUAUCGUUAUCCAUUGUGCCAAUAUCGAGGAUGUUGCUCCCACCAAAGCACUGGCUCGAGGGCUUGCAAGACGUGAUCGUACGGGCCCAGCAUUUUGGAUCUGCACGUCAGGCACGGAUAUUCUUGCAUGGGAGACAAUCCGCCAUGGAAGUUACGGAGAGCCUCGUGAGAUGGUAUACAAUGAUAUGGACGACAUCUUCAGUGUUCUGGCGCUCCCUGAUGAUGCACCUCAUAGAGAUGUCGAGGCGGCUCAACAAGGUGCAACGAGUUUUCGCGUCAAAACUGCGAUCGUCUGUGCUCCUUGCAUCUACGGUCAAGGCCGAGGCUGUGGGAAUCAGCGCAGCAUCCAGCUACCAAACCUAGCUCGCUUCAUCAUCGAAACAGGAAAUGCGUUCAUGGUUGGCCGCGGCCAGAAUCGAUGGCCCAAUGUUCACGUACAUGACUUGAGCAAUUUAUUUGUCCGCCUGACCAAAGAGGCACUCGCAGGAGGGGGCAUCGCUACUUGGGGUCUAGAUGGUUACUACUUUGCAGAAAAUGGAGAGCAUGUCUGGGGGAGAUUGCCAAGGAAAUUGCAAAAGAAGCUCAGUCACAAGGUUUAG